Daldinia decipiens is the source of this 2459-nucleotide messenger RNA. RefSeq lists its product as uncharacterized. The transcript has a single exon. The coding region runs from base 254 to 1966 and encodes 570 amino acids. NCBI's taxonomy places the organism in Eukaryota, Fungi, Ascomycota, Sordariomycetes, Xylariales, Hypoxylaceae. The record is from RefSeq and is a predicted model, not a curated record.
GCCGAGUUUUUAUGGCACUAAAAUGGCACUGGAAUGCUGUGCAGCUCAAUGGAUUGUCUUGCCAUUCCGGUGUCAAAAGAUAUUUCUUUCACUCUUUUAAUGAUUCAUCAAGAAUAGUUCCCAUGCUGACCAGUUCUUUCUUCCUGUUUACUCUCGCUUUCCUUCCUAAGAAAUAUCUAUCUUGUUCCCACAAGAAGUGUUGUCACCUUAUUCGUACUAGCCAAGACGUGCGUCGAGUGAGAUUGCUUUCAAGAUGACCGACGGGCAAGUGCAAGAUGUGUACGAUGGCAUGGAUGGCUACAUUCGGGCCACUCACUGGUCAAAGCCAUAUUAUUCUAACCACUACCAUGAAAACCCUUCGUCGAAUCCCAAAAUGCUCGACCAUGUCAAUUGCAGUUACUUGUCUACCCCUGGCCGGCCACCAACUCUAGAAGCUCUAAAGCAGCACGCCCAGUCUCUAACUUACUUGAUAUCGACCAUUGCACCGACUACUAUAGGAGCUGAGGUCGACAACGAAAAUCUUCCUCAGCAAGAUGAACAGGGACGGAAGAUACAACGGGACACGUUUCCAAGACACCAAGCGUAUGACUGGCUGAACAACUUGCAGAUUCCGUAUGAUAACAUCGACAAGGCCCACCGAAUGCCACUGAAUAGUUUAGUCAACUUAGUGAAGCAGAAUAGCGAUGAGGAAGGCGUGAUAUUCCAUUGCCCCCUGACCGAGACUGAUCUCAAAAUGGUCGAAGAUGAUAUUACCCAGCUGGUUCGUCCCUUUCAAACUCACAUGACGUUGCUCAUGCACGCCAACGAGUGUCUCGAGAGACUCGACCACGAGUACUCGGCCAUGGGUGGGAUACUCGGAAUCCUUCCUACUGAUAAAGACGAAGUAACCCCUCACCCAGAGCUAGAGGACGUAAAAUCAACCUUGGUCGGGCAGUGGCUCUUGCACACCCAACAACUCAUGUGCCGCAUGCACGAACUUGAGAUUGCUUACGCCAAUGCAAUGGAUCUUCUUGCGAGCGAGGCUAUCGUUCCGGCGCAACACUUGAGCGUACAAGGCCCAGACGGACGGUCUGGGAGAGAGAUCGUGUUCCCGCAAGAUCGCUGGAUAUUGGCCAACGCCGGAGAGGAUGUUUUUACUUUUAUCCAUCAGAUGCUCGACAAGAGCGAAGCAAAGGGCGUUUCACGAGAUCGUCAGUGGUCUCGUCGGAACGUGGUUGGAGAAGCACUACGGGAUCGAAACGACGAGGGAGAGGACUACCUCCGAGGUAUCGCCCACGUCGACCUCGAGACUAGAUUUUACAGAUUAAGAGGUAGCGGCCGCGGUCCCAUAUUCGUCCUCCCGGCUUUCUCGGACCGCCCCAACACGUCGUACACCAAAGAGAUAGAAAAUCGGCCGACGGUAGUUACAAUCCCAGCACCGUCAAACCCAGACCGGACUUCGGCCUGGGAUAAGAGGCACAGGGACAUGGAAAAGAAGAUCAAAGAGCUGGGGAUUGAGGUCAACCGUCUAACCGUUAACAAAGCCGAUCUCGAAAGCGCCACUAAGAUACAAGAAGAUCAAAUAGGGAGGCUGAACCAUCUCAACAGGAUCUACGAGGAGGCUCAAGGCGAGGACUCGGUCAAGACGUCGGAGAGGAUAGCAGCGAUCGAGAAGGAAAGAGACGCCCUCCGAGCCAAGUUCGAAGAGGGCGCCGCAGAACGCAACAACCUGAAGGCGGAGUUAGCCGCGUACAAACGGGGACGACAACAGGCGCAGGUCAAAAUUCCCACAGGGGUUACCGAAACCGACAACGGCUACCUUAUAGCCCACUCUCUGCUCGAGCAGUACGAAGAACGCACGACGGUGAUGAGUAACGCGAAGGCAGGGGUCGAGCGGGUCAGAAGUGUACUGGAGCAGCUUGCCCAGGACGGGCAGAUAAGCCGUGAAGAGUUUGGCUGGAUGGAACAGAUUGCCCUGUGCAGCUGAUCCCGGAUCCGAACCAGCUCUACGGGAUGGAGGGAUAGAUUGCGAACAUUCAGUCACGACAUUUCCGGUUGUUAAGUCUAAGAUCGAUUUGAGAUUAGGGCACCUUUUCCUCGGGUUAGAAGAGAGAUAAUAUUAAAUGGACUUCAUUCCAUCACUCUCACUAAUAAGAGGUACCUAAUGUACCUAACUAUGUAAUAUAACUUGAGUAUGAGUUCGACCAAUAGUUUUAUUGUGGUAACACCUCGUAAGUAUUGGUGUACCUAGUAUUGAUUUGUGAAUUACGCGUCCUCCUGAUCUCCCAAGAGUCAAGCUUCGUCAAGUGAUGGCUGUGUCUUUGAGACUUCACGGAAGUUCCCGUCAUAUUGUUUUUUUUUAGGGACGUUGCCCUGCCAACCAAUUUUCAACCCCUCCAAACAAGAACUGCCCUGAGAUACGUAGUUGGCCAAGAAGAGUCGGAAAAUUAGAGAAAAAAGGCGAUAGGAAAACCUGUUAU